Molecule: messenger RNA, 3726 nt
Organism: Rhizoctonia solani
Lineage: Eukaryota; Fungi; Basidiomycota; Agaricomycetes; Cantharellales; Ceratobasidiaceae
Product: malate dehydrogenase
Exons: 20
Coding region: 1-3726 (1241 amino acids)
Biological process (GO): tricarboxylic acid cycle; malate metabolic process; regulation of DNA-templated transcription
Cellular component (GO): cytoplasm; mitochondrion
Molecular function (GO): L-malate dehydrogenase (NAD+) activity
Source: RefSeq, a predicted model, not a curated record
AUGCUCUCCCGUGCUGCGCUCCGUACGAUCCCCACCGCCCGUGCGUUCUCGACUUCGAGCUCGCGGCUGACCAAGGUCGCUGUGCUGGGUGCUGGAGGCGAUUGGAUAUAUCCAGGUGGAAUCGGCCAGCCGCUCUCUUUGCUCCUCAAGCAAGACAAGCUCGUUAGCUCCUUGAGUCUGUACGAUAUCCGCGGUGCACCCGGUGUCGCUGCCGAUGUCUCCCACGUCGACACUCCCUCGACCGUCAAGGGAUACCCCCAAGACAAGCUCAGCGAGGCCCUUGAGGGCGUCAAGGUCGUCGUUAUCCCUGCCGGUGUUCCCCGCAAGCCCGGUAUGAGCCGUGACGACUUGUUCAACACCAACGCUGGCAUCGUGCGCGAUUUGGCACAGGCCGUUGCGGACAACGCACCCGAUGCGCAUAUCCUCAUCAUCUCCAACCCUGUCAACUCGACCGUUCCGAUUGCGGCCGAGGUGCUCAAAAAGGCGGGCAAGUUUGAUCCCAAGCGGUUGUUUGGUGUCACUACCUUGGACGUCGUCCGUGCCGCCCGAUUCUUGUCCGAGGUCGACGGUGCGGCUACCCCCGACGAGGCUCCGGUCACCGUUGUCGGUGGACACUCGGGUGUGACCAUUGUUCCUCUCUUGAGCCAGAGCAAGGUCGGCCAGUCCCUCCAGCCCGAUAGUGAAAAGUGGAAGGCACUCGUCAAUCGCAUUCAAUAUGGUGGUGACGAAGUCGUCAAGGCCAAGGAUGGUGCUGGAUCUGCUACCCUUUCCAUGGCUUACGCCGCGGCCAAGUUUACCAACCAGCUCCUCCGCGCUCUCAACGGUGAAAAGGGUAUCGUUGCGCCCACCUUUGUUAAAAGCCCAUUGUACGAAAAGGAGGGCGUCGAAUUCUUUAGCUCGGCAGUUGAGCUUGGCACCAAUGGUGUUGCAAAGAUCCACCCUGUUGGCAACGUCUCCCCGGCUGAGCAGAAGCUCAUCGACGAGUGCUUGCCCGAGCUCAAGAAGAACAUUGCCAAGGGUGCCAAGUUUAUCGAACUUGAAAUCGCACUUCGAAAGAGAGUAGCCAGAGUAAUUGAGGCCAGAAUAGCAUGGGCCGAACAGUUGAAGAAGGUAUUAACAAAAGGCCAAGGCAAACAAGUCACCCCGACCCAGUACAAGCCAGACAGCAAGCUAUCGAAUCGUUUCGGGCCCUCCAUGCUCCAUUGGACCUUGACCCGCACACCACUCACCCCGAGGUACAUAUCACUUGUGUCGGAACCUACCACAUCCUAUCCAUCGUCAUCAACUUCAUCUUCCAAAUACCUCUAUCUUAUCCCCCAAUCAUCCGACCACACGCUCCUACUCUUGUCCUGUCCACACCCGUCCUGUCCGACCCCGCACCCAAGUGCAAGUCUCCAAGGCCUACUCAACCACGCACGUAUAGCCCACGGCCCGUCCUACGCCUAUGCAUCGCACGACGAAUUUCUGCGAUCGCCCGGGGCAAGUACCCUCAUUGACGCAUUGCAAGACCCAACGAGAUACGCACAGAUCAUCAACGAGGGCAUUCAAGUCAAACUCGGGGGCGUAAGAGGGCUAAAAGAACUGUUUGAGAGUGCGGUGGAAGGCGUUGGACUGGGGUUGAGUGCGGAUACGGGAGAGCUGGCGAGGUUGCUUGGGAGAAAGGCGAGAAAGGGGGAGAUCAGGGCGUUUGGACAGGAUGAGGUUGUUGAUAUCGAGAGCGUUGACGAACCGGUUGGGAAUCAGAGGUGGAAAAAGUAUGGCGUGUGGGCUCCUAGGAGGCGAAAUAGGGUGCAAGAAGAAAACGACGAUAAAGGGGAACUUGAUUGCGAGCCGACUGGUAGUUGUGCUCCUGACAAGGCUUAUGUUGAGACUCCAGCGAUACAUGUGCCGAAUGCGAGCCGGUUUCAUAUCAAGAAACGUAUAGUCAUUUCGGACUGGAGUCGGUCGUUGCGCCGGGGUUCCGUUCAACCAGGUGGACCUACCCAUCGGUGGAUGAUUCGCCUAAAUGCACCAUCUUAUUCCGAUCAUAUAACAACCUUUCUAUCCGCCCUGAGAGUACAAUGUGCUUCGAUUCCGCCUGUCUUUGAAGAUACGAUUACCUGUUCGUCACCUCCGUUUGCAAUAUCCCGGCUCUCGAAGCAGCCGUUCCUAGCCCGGGUUACGUUGAUAUUUGCGGAUGAUAACACCAAGGAUGUCGUUAUUACGCACUGGAUAGACCUGGAUCCUGUUCGUUCGGGAAACGCAACACUAGGUGUUGAGCAAAUCUUUGAUGUCGAGUUGGACAAGAACGCACAGUUACUUCCACCUGAUAUCAGUAACAAGACACGCGAACUGAUAGAAGAAACGGUUGUCAAGUCGGAGCCUCAAGAGGGUAUUUAUUUCUCAGGAAGCUUCAGAAGACAGAAAGUGCCUUUGAAUGAAGAACCGGAGCCGGUGCACGAAAGGAUUGUUCCUGUAUUGUGUAAGCUUCGCGCAAGGCUACCACUUACUUUGGAAGAUGCUGCAAGGUUUGGGCACGUUCCGCAAGUUCCAUAUAUGCUUUUCGACAGUCAUCAGGAUCUACUCGAUGCCGUUCAUGGUCGGCGGAAGGCGAUAGAGAUGGCCUAUACUAGAGCACUACUCAGUAUGCUCAAGACUGAAUACAGCAGCUAUGACGCCGAUAUGGAGCCUGGCCUCGUGGAGUCCCUUACUACAACACAGUUAUAUGCGCACCUCCUGACUGAGAAAUCUUUCCCAAGACCCGAACUAAGCGUAGCCCGCAUCAAGAUGGAAGAGGCAUCCCCUGUCCCAGAUGAACUGGUGCUAUCCAUACCAGAAGGAAUUCAAUACUGUGGUGUUUGCGGGCUGGACAUCUCGAGGCACCCUCCAACCAGUCGGAUACUGGGACCUUCCAAGUUUGCUUGCAUAGCCUCUGGAUCUUUUCAGCGGCCUACAUGCGACAUUGGACUUUGGACAACGCUGCGUCCCUUACGCGAGAUUAUCCAACGGGUAAAUUUAGCCCCUGGUGCAAUUACGACCCUUGGUAGCAGAGCAUCUCUUCGUGGGGCCUCCCAGCUUGUGGAUUGUGCUCCUCCUCAUAUGACACUAGCCUUCCAUGCGUUGACUCGUUAUUGGAGACUCAAGACUUUUGAAUACGCAUCCAAGAGACACAACGCAAAUCCAUCAUCUGAAAUCAAGCUUCCACUUGAACUCCUGGGUGUAGACGAAUCCCACGUGGAUCGAACGUUGGCGCCGCAUGCAUUGCUGACGCUGAUAGCUCAAAUAUUUAUCAAACGGACUGCCAAAGAAGCAUUAAGAGCCCGUUCCGAAAUGUUGGGGGGAUUGUCUCAAGUGCCUGAAAAGUCUAUACUUACCACAACGCAUGUAUCCCGAGCUUUGAUGGAUGAGAACGAUAUCGUUUCGAAGCUUGUGACCACACAGUAUGUUCAGGAACUCAUUAAAGUAUUUGCGAGCAAUGAACCAGGAUACUUUAGCGCAUUAAGGAGGGGCCAAUUGUUGGCAUCAAAGGCGAGCAAACAUUGCCUGAGGGCAACUUGCACAAAAAGUCGAAAUCACCCGUACGGCUGCAAUGCUAAAUCCUGUAGACAGAAAUACGAACGAGCUAUAUACCCCGAACGACCCAAGUCAGGGUAUUGCAACGAAAAACCCGUCAACUCAGAUGCGAGGGACGAAGUGGCUCAGAUUGUGUUAUCGCAUAGCACUAUCCCAGUGCAAUUCUCGUUUUGA